Panicum virgatum (switchgrass) is the source of this 743-nucleotide messenger RNA. Its product is annotated as E3 ubiquitin-protein ligase RNF181-like. The record is from RefSeq and is a predicted model, not a curated record. The transcript has a single exon. The coding region runs from base 96 to 527 and encodes 143 amino acids. Lineage: Eukaryota; Viridiplantae; Streptophyta; Magnoliopsida; Poales; Poaceae.
GGUCUAGCUCCUACUAUCACUUGGCAUUUCUGACUCAUCUCUAUCUUUUCCGGCCACCGUAUAAUCAAUCCUCUAAUCCCACCAGCAAGGCAGUAAUGGCGGAUGGGGAGAUGGACUGGAUCGCGGCGCGGUUCCUGCUGUCCACCAUACUCGGGGUGCACCCGCUGGUGGUCCUGGACGACGGCGGCCGCGACGACGAGCACUUCGCCGUGGACGACCGCGGCCAGCGCGUGACGGUGCCGGUGCCGGCGGCGGUGGAGGCGCCCGACGGGGUGGCCGGCGUGUCGGUGUGCGCGGUGUGCACGGAGGAGGUCGCGGCGGGGCAGGCCGUGGUGCGGCUGCCGUGCGCGCACUGGUACCACGCCGGCUGCAUCGCCCCCUGGCUGCGGAUCCGGAACAACUGCCCGACGUGCCGGGCGGAGCUGCCUCGGGAGGGCGGGGCGGAGAGGCCGCGGCCGCCUGCCGGUGCCGGCUGGUUGCGGCGGGAGGCGUCCUACACGAUGCUUGCCGGCACGUUGCCCUGCUAAUAAUUAAACUAGCUACUAGCCGGUGGACGUGCGUGACAGCCUGACAGGCAACGCGUCGUGACAGUAGUAUUAAUGUACAGCGAUAUUUGAAGAACUUUUUUAGUGUUAGCAAUGUACAGCGAUAAGGCGAUAAUAUAAUCGAAGCGAUCAAAACUAAGAGUUUGGAGAUUUCACUCGAAACUUGGUUGGAACAACAGUUCGUCAUCAGUUAUUCUU